Molecule: messenger RNA, 4484 nt
Organism: Tuber aestivum (summer truffle)
Lineage: Eukaryota; Fungi; Ascomycota; Pezizomycetes; Pezizales; Tuberaceae
Source: the annotation of a GenBank genome assembly
UUUACUUUAACUUUAUUUUCCUAUAACACCGGUAUACGGAUAAUUAUAUCAUACAAUAAAAAACAUAUCCUUUUUAACAACCUAAAAGGAGCCGGAAACAAAAACUCCAUUACGAAAACCACUAUGACGGAGCCUCUCCCCAGAGGUUUCUAUAUCCUUAAUAUCAUCCGCUGCUGCAGCGUGAUCUCCUUGUUGUUAGCUAUCAUUGCUGCAAGCAUUAGCUUGGUGAAGAGCUUUGUUGUAACAAAGGUAUAUAUAUAUAUAUAUAUAUAUAUAUACUCCACAUCCUUAUAUUUGUCGAUUCAUAUAACUAAUCCCGACAGUUUUACUUCUUUGAUGCGAUAAAUAACGUAUUCUUAUCGAUCUUCUGUGGUAACGCUCUAUAAAUCUGCCGGCAUUAUCAUACAGUCACUAAAAAAAAAGAGUAUGUAUAGGACUUCUAGUGAUGUCGGAAAUUUCAGUCUUUCAAUCCUACUUCGACAAGCGCUGGCCCUUACUUGGGUCCAAAUCCUCUCUCAUAACCAUCGGAAUCGCUCAAGUGGUUGUCGGAUUCUUCCUCCUGGGCAAUCUGAACGAGACGGCGGCUUCGAAGCAGAAUCUUGGAUACUCCUUCAAUACACUCCUUACCUCCGCUGGGGUUAUCGUCAGCUUUAUUGGGGUAGUUAACUUCAUUGCCGUAAGUUGCUUCUUUUCUGCUCCUGAUUUAUGAAGAGUGCGGAACUGAUCCUGUUUAUAUGAUGUGGAAUACAGUCAUACGUUUAUAGCAACUCCCUGACCCAUACCACUGCGCGCAUGGUACGGUCCCGUUCCCACAUGAAGGCUCGGGAGCUGGAUUGUCAGCACAAGCCGUACCAGUCAAGCUUUACCCCCACCAACAACAGCAAUGGUUCUGCCCCGAUCGCUGCACCUGCAAGAUCCUAUUCAGCCAGAAGUCACGCAUCCAACCGGAGUCAGGAAACUACUAUUACCAGGUCCGCUUCAGCUGGAAGUACCCAUCAUGAUCGCUCCAGACAGCCCAGCUACUCAAUUUCUAGCUGGUAUUCUAGGCCUUUGGGGAGAGAUGAGGUGGCAACUCGGAGGGAGUUUGUUUAAAGACUUUCAUAUAAGCAGGGAUAAAAGGUUGAGAUUCAUGUUCCUCUAAGGGCAUUGUCUUGUUGAAUAUGUAAGUAAGUAGCUAAUUUAACGAGAUAUCAAGUGGAGUGAGAUUCAAAUAACAAGAUAAUAGUACGGGAAUAGUAAUGAAAUGGGAGUGAUCGAUAAACGCAUCACGAAUACUACUAUUCGCUUGAGCGUGAUAUUGUCAAGUAAGAGGUGAAACUCAGUUAACAAAAAUCAUCCGAAGCCCCACGGCUAGGAAUCAAUGUGGUGCAUUGUGUCCAAAGUAUGCACCUAGCGCGAUGCAAUACAUAAGGCACAACCCUCGGAAGCGCUUGAUUUUCCCGAGCAUACUUCUCCCGUUUUUUGUGCAUAACUUAGUACUUGUGAUAUCUUGGCAGUAAGGGAAUAUAAAUAAAUGGUUGUCCACUUGGGAAGAAUAUUUCCCUCUUCCCUCCGGAGGACUCACUUGAUUGGUGACUAUUGUGCAACCACGGCGAAGGGUUGUCUUGCUUAUCGUUCGGGGCACUGGCCUUACAAUUAAUUCGCUGGGAUUGUAUAGUGGGAUAAAAGUGUAGUAUCAUAAUAAUAUGAUAUUGAAUUUUCCUGCGACGCCCUGGGCAGUGCUAAGGGAAAAGGAGCGCUCCUAGAAGCAACGAAAUGGAGGUUUCGAGUUUGGGGUCAAGAGAUAAUUCGGAUUGAAGGCCUGGCACACAUGCACCUCGCCAUCCCGAAUCGCGCUGAACCGGAUACCGGUACCCCGCUGAACCGUGCAGAACCCCUGGCUCCUCCGAAUCCCCAUGGAAUUUUACCCGCUGAACCGGAUGCGGUGGUUGCUGCCAGAAAAGCUGUACCAAAGGGGGGAAAGAAGAGAAAUGGAGAAGAGUAUCGUGGGCUCAGAGUUGAACUGGGAGGUGGAGGCAAAGUAUACCGCAGUGACACGGAGGAGAAGGACAAAAAACAUGCUGUAGGAUCACACAUGUGUGGUUCUCCCUCUGUUGUUCCAUGCUCCGGGUGUCCCGUCGUUCUGGAUGAAAUCGGUGGGGUUUGGCCACCCGAGACGGCGGGGUGAGGGUGUAAAUAAUGCAGAAGUUACCGAGGGCAGAGCGCGGGAGAUAUGAGUGAUUUCAUAUCCCACACCGUGAUAUGUGUCUUUCACGUCGAGGCGACGACCCAUGCGGCAAGCCGCCGAUCAUCGUCACCAGAUACUGGAGAGGCCUCCCUUCCACCCUAUAUAUAUAGGAGAAAGGUAAGACGUUUAGUCUAGGCUUCAACAAAACUUUUUGACUUCCACGACCAUGGUGAAAAGGCUCGUCAAAGCUUCGAAAGUGCCAAUUGGGUGGAAUAGAACAAGGGAAUGGUUUGGGUGGUGGAGAUAGCGAUGAAAGAACAGACUUAAAAUUUGAGCGAUGUACAUGAUGGUUGGCGCGGGUUGAUGCUUUCCUCUUUGCUGGAGAUGUUGGUGUUGGGAGUUCGAAGGGUGGUUCGAGGAAAAAUGCGCGGUCUACGGAAGUCUGUCACGUGAGCUUGGCAACCAGGGAUAUAUUUGGCCGCUCCUUGGCAACACUGAGGCUCUUUAAGUUUACCGUAGAGGGUCCGCCAUCCGGCCACUUAAGCUGCCGGUAGCUAGAUGAGUGCAGCCCAGCUCUCUAACCAACCACCAAUAUCUCAGGAAAUCUCCUUCAGUAGCUACACGAUAGGAUAUCUCCAACAUGGCGUCCUCUAGCGAGCAGCUUACCCACGAAGAGAUAUGGGAUGACUCUAUUCUUGUCAAUACAUGGGAUGAAGCACUCCAAGAAUACAAGGUGAGUUUCAGCGUUCCUUGGCUCCCAAGCAAAAACCCUAGCGAGGCAAUUUUUUCCAAACAAAAUCCUUGUGCAUCAGAAACAAGAAGAAAAAGAAAGAGCAUCCAGGCUGAUCAAUGUUUGAGUACGUUAGAAAUACCACAGCAUAGAAGCCACUGGUGGCGACGUGAACAAGCUCCUUCAGGAAGCUCGGGGAGAGACGAGAAUGCUGGAUGCCACGCCUUCUGAUCAGUGAGUCCAUACAUACUUUUCCUCGCCCUUCUUCCCCCGUGCCUGAAAGACCCGUUACCAAUGUUGACAGGGGGACAGGCGGCGGUGGUGGUGAAGAGGAUACCGGGGUCGCAAGUCCAUCACACCGAGAGGAUGGCGGAGUGGGUCAGGGUGCUGUGCUACAACACGAGGAUGCCCCGGGUGUCAAAAAUGUUGAUACCUUGAUGGAAGAUCAAAGGGCGGGAGAAGGGGAAGAGGCAUCAACGGUAUGCAAGCGCCAGAAAGUCUUGAUCGUUGGAACCCGGAAGCUGACGAAAGCAGGGUGUUCAGGGCCCAGCCACUGGAAAUCAUGAGCAAGCCCCCGUCCACGGAGAAGAGCACGGUAUUAGCGACCUACCAAGUCAAACGGUGCCCCCACCCGGACUACCGCCAAUCCCGCAGAACAUUGUCGGAGGAGCGGGUGAGCAACCAACCUACCUCCCUAUUUGGCGCCAUGUAGAGCUUGGCACCUAUAGAUUCCCCUAUCUUUUCCCCCCAUGAAUCCGAUGCUAAUAUCUUGGUCCGUUAGAGAACGAAGUUCUACGUAAUCUCAUGAUGUCUUGGUAUUAUGCUGGCUAUUAUACUGGGUUGUAUGAAGGGCAGCAGCAGCAGCAGCGGCAGGGCAAGAACUGAAGAAAUUGGGGAGUGGAUCGUGCGAAACACCCGGUAGCAUACCGGUAUUACAGAUACCUUAUCUCACAACGUCGGGCCAAGGUUCUUUAAUUAGACAUAGGGGAAGGGGUUCACGUAGAAAACACUCGGAUACCUGCCUAUGCAGACUUGACGGGCUUAGAAGUUUUCGUGCUAAAGUUAUUUGUGCAAUAAUGUUUCUCUCUUUCACACACACACACACACACACUCUCUCUCUCUCUACCUUGACAAUAAUGGCUAAGAGAUAGAAGCGAAUAUAGGGUGGGAGCGGGAUGGAGGAGAUGUACUCGUAUCCGGCAUGAAGUAUCUGAAAAUGAGACGCCGUUUUUCCCCCACCAGUAUGUAUAACACAGGCCGUACUCCCAGAUACUGUACGAGUACUCGAGUACUUAUUGCCGGAUACAAGUAUUCGUACAAAGGGGUGUCGAGACUUUAGUCGAUGGCCGGCCAUCACAGGAGAGCAGGGUGGGAGAUUCCACCGAUCCAACUUCUCCAUCCAUCCUUCGACAAAAUUUAGGUUUAGGGUGCAGGAGGGAGAGAGAGAGCUCUAGCAGAAGUAACAGGGUGAUGAGACGAGGUAUGUAGGAAGGAGUUUCCUACCAGUACGGUAUGAUACUGAAUCCAUCCGCAUAGUCAGCAGUGUGCAAGCGCAGCACCGUACGGUAGUCCAGUCUACCGGCAGCU